Molecule: messenger RNA, 3077 nt
Organism: Strongylocentrotus purpuratus (purple sea urchin)
Lineage: Eukaryota; Metazoa; Echinodermata; Echinoidea; Camarodonta; Strongylocentrotidae
Product: seawi
Biological process (GO): regulatory ncRNA-mediated gene silencing
Cellular component (GO): P granule
Molecular function (GO): piRNA binding; protein binding
Source: RefSeq, marked provisional
CAGAAGUGUCAACAGCUCAGCAUCAAGCGUAGCAGCGGCAAAGGCAACCAGCGUAGCAGCGGCAUCAAAGCGGAAAAGCACUAAGACCCAAGGAUGUCGCAACCAACAGGCAGAGCCAGGGGAAGGGCAAGGGGAAGGGGGAGAGCUACAGCCCCACCUCAAGGAGCGGGGGCACCAAGCAUGGAUCGUCGGCCGGGAGAACAAGCACCCCCACCGAUGCAGCAGGCAGCACCCCCACAGGAGGCAUCCAGUGGCAUGCCGGUACCUGGGAGAGGGAGGUCACGUGGAGGAACGACUCAACCAGGACCUGGAGCUGUGCCCAAGCAGGAACCUAGAGGGGAGCUCACGAGUCAGAUUGCUAAGUUGGCCAUUGGAGCCAGCGGUGAAGGAGGAGUCGGGGGCGUGGUGCAGGAUAGGCGCAGGAGAAGGGACGAGAUUGAACUAGAGCCGACCACUCGACCUGAGAACUUUGUCAAGCAGGCAAUUGCUGGAGAUAAGAUUGCACUGAUCGCAAACGGCUUCAAGUUGAAGACUAAACCAGACUGGCAACUCUACCAGUACCGGGUUGACUUUGAGCCUGAGAUCCUGAACCCCAGAGCUCGUUUUGCCCUCCUGAAGGGCCACAGUGCUCUUCUUGGUAAAGGGUUAACGCUUGAUAUGGACACCAUGUAUUCUCUUUUCAAGCUAGCAGAAAAGGUAACCAACCUGAGCGCAGAGAGGAAGGAUGGGUCUAAUGUGAAUAUCUGUGUGACUCAUGUUGCUACUCUGAACCCCAUGGCACCAAACACCCUGCAUCUCUAUAACGUCCUCUUUAGAAGGUGUUUGAAGAUGAUCAACAUGGAGCAAGUUGGACGCAACUACUAUGAUCCUACGGCCGCCAUUGACAUCAAGCAGCAUGGGCUGCAGCUGUGGCCAGGGUUCGUGACAUCCAUCCUUCAGUACGAGUACGACGUGAUGCUGCUGUCUGACAUCAGCCACAAGGUUCUGCGUACCCAGACCGUCUGGGAGGUCAUGAAUGAUCUCUUCAACAAAGCUAGGGGCAGGUUCAAGGAGGAAAUCACAAAGCUCAUGAUUGGACAGAUUGUCCUCACAAAGUACAACAACAAGACCUACCGGGUAGAUGAUAUCGACUUUGACACUACUCCAGCGGAUACUUUUGAGACCCGUUCCGGACCAGUAUCAUAUGUCGAUUACUUUAAGAAGUCCUAUGAGAGGGUCAUUCACGACGUGAACCAACCCAUGCUGGUGUCUCGCCCAAAGAAGAGGGAGGAAAAGAAGGGAGUUGGUCCAGCCUACCUACCACCAGAGCUGUGCUUCCUGACUGGCCUAAGCGAUGACAUGCGCGCCGAUUUCAACGUUAUGAAGGACAUGGGCCAACACACUCGUGUUGGACCCCAAGACAGAUGUAGAACGCUCAGCGGCUUCAUCAAAAAGCUCAGCAGCAACGAAGAGGUGAAGACUUACCUAGAUUCCUGGGGCAUGGAGUUUGACAAAGAGCAGGUCAAACUGACUGGGCGUGUCCUGCCACCUGAGAAACUAUUCCAGAGGGGUAAACAGUUCAGUUACAAUCCCAGCAAUGCAGACUGGUCCAGAGACACCAGGGGUAAUGCCCUCACUGAUGCAAAGAUCCUCAACAACUGGAAGAUCUUCUACACACGCCGGGAUGCCAACAGGGGCCAGGACUUCAUCAAGUCACUUGUACGAGUCGCAAACCCAAUGGGUAUGAACGUACGAGGACCAGAAAUAGUGGAACUUCCAGAUGAUCGUACAGAGACCUACACAAGAUCCCUACAGUCACAAAUCGCACAGGAUACACAGAUUGUGGUGGUGAUCCUGCCAACGAACAGAAAGGACCGCUACGAUGCCAUCAAGAAGACGUGCGUGGUGACCCAUCCAUGCCCUAGCCAGGUGAUCGUCUCCAGGACCCUGUCCAAGCAGCAGAUGCUCAUGUCUGUAGCCACCAAGAUUGCCAUGCAGAUGAACUGCAAGAUGGGCGGAGACCUCUGGCGAGUCGAGAUCCCGCUGAGCAACCUGAUGAUCAUCGGUAUUGACAGCUACCAUGACUCUCUGACCAAAGGCCGCUCCGUCCUGGGAUUCGUCGCUUCCAUGAACAAGUCUCAAACCAGCUUCUUCUCUAGUUGUGCAUUCCAGCACGCACAGGGAGAAUUCGGUGCUAACCUGAGUACCCUCAUGAACAAUGCCCUGAAGCGAUACUAUCAGAUCAACGAGAAGUUUCCUGAGCGUAUCAUCAUCUUCCGUGAUGGUGUUGGUGACAGCCAAGUCAAUCUGGUCGUUGACUAUGAGCUCAAACAAAUCAAGGACACCUUGGACAAAGUCUACCCUCAAGGGACUGUUCACAAGCUGGCCGUUGUGGUCGUCAAGAAGCGCAUCAAUAACCGCUUCUUUGCCAAUCUGAGAGGAGGCCUGUCCAACCCUCCCCCUGGAACCGUCAUCGAUGAUGUCGUCACCAAGCCCCACCUCUAUGACUACUUCAUCAUCAGUCAGAGCGUCCGCCAGGGCUCCGUGUCCCCCACGUCCUACAACGUUGUCUAUGACACCACUGGUCUCAAGCCGGACCACAUGCAGAGGUUGACCUACAAGCUGACCCAUCUCUACUUCAACUGGCCGGGAACGGUGCGUGUUCCUGCCCCGUGCAUGUAUGCGCACAAGCUGGCAUUCCUGAUCGGGCAGAGCGUCCAUGAAGUGCCCAACAACAGACUAGCCGACACCCUCUUCUAUCUCUAGAUGAGCAGGCUUGCUCGGUCAGGCAAGCAACGGUGGCUCAACUCCUGACUCUACCAUUUGGUUAGUUUCCUCUCUUCCAUGAGAUGACUUCUUUAUAGACAGGUGGUCUUUUUUAUACAGGUGGUCGCUAAAGCAGGUUUCAUUGCAUGUGUCCAAGGACUCUCAAUGGUUGAGUGCCGUUACUCACAGAUAUGCCAGAAGGCAUUCACUGCAUUCUGUGGUACGUCACAGUUUGUUAUUUGUACAGUACUUUCAGUGUUUAUUUUAUCCGGCCAAAGAUGUGAUGAGUGACAAUCAUGGGAAGAAAGGUUUUCAAGGUGUGUCUGUGCAGG